CCCUUCCCCAAGAGUCCCGAUCCAGGUGCAGCCGCUCGGUCCUGGCUCCCCGUUACCGGCUGCGUGCCCGGGAGCCUCUCGCGCACGCUCCCAGAGCCUCAGUUCCUGUACCUGCAGACCGGGGAUCAGGCAUCUCCAUCGCAGAGUGCGGUGAGGAGGGAGCGCCAUCGAGCUGGGCAGGCCUUCGGCGGACGUCGUGCGUGCGACACACGGGGCGUGUUAGAGGCAUACGCAGUGAUGAAGCACAGCCCGGUCCUUUGACAGUGAGGGUUGGCGGCAGGAGUCCUGGCCCAUCCUGAGAGGGAAUCAGGAGUUGUCCUUCCUGUGUUAAGGAAGAAAAGACCUCAGACACUAGCAAGCCUGCGGGGAUGGGGGUCUCGUCGCUGCUUUGCUGUAAGAUGGGCAGCUUCCUAACCGCCCUGGGCUUUGGUUCUGCCAUCUGGAUGAUGACGAAGCUCACAGGGAAGCGGAGAACCCUGCACGUUGUGACUGGUCAGUGGACGUGAGCUACAGUCGUGUCAUCGUGGUUAGGAAAGGGAAGAGUCCGGGUGACAACAUAGUAAUAGGACCAAAGGAAAAUCCACAGGGAGACCUGCCACGCCCUGCCACUUGCUGAUGUGAAGUUCCUGCCUCCCUGGACAGGGACUGCUGGUUGCCUGGCCACAGCAAGGCUUCCCCUGCGAAGGGCCACACUGUGCUCACCCAAGCCCUGGGGCUCUGCUUGCAAAACCUUUCACCCCAUGCCGUCCCUGUCACUGCUGUGGUGCCCGGCAACAGGGGCAGCCCAGUCUACCUGCCUGUGCAUCAGACCUGGCCAUCCCUGUCUGGGGUGGCGGAGGACCCCCAGCUCAGGGCAGACAGUGGUUCAGCAGUGCUUGCUGUGGACGCCUCCCAGGAGCUACUGAGAACUCGGCCUGCCACACCUGCUCGUGUUUCCUGUGUCUGAUUUGUGCCUCCUUCCACAGUGUCUUCUGACUACGUGAGUUCAGCCCUGUCGCUCUGGGCCCAGAGGCCCAUCGGGAUCUGUUACACACUGGGGUCUGAGUGUCGCCUGUGAGAACUGUUUUUUUUCAAUUUGUAGUUUCACCUUGAAAACUUGGCACACUGAGUGCUGCGUCCCCUUUGUGAACCUCAUGUCAGGUUCCCGUUGUUCGGUUCCUGUCUGUGCCUGUGUGUGAGCGCAGCAGGGUGUAGUAGUGCCACUCUGUACCCUGAGAGGACCACAGAGGCAGGUUUUACUUCUAGUGUCCCCGUGUGCCCAGCAAAAGCAGAUGACACAGCAGGCUGCGGCGAGCAGAGGGGCUGUGUCACUUGGAAGUGGGGCAGUCAGGUUGCUGGAGCCCCUCAGGCUGGAGUGGCCCCCUGCCCACGCACACACCCUGGGCACAGCCUUCGCUGAGACUGGCAGCACAGGCACCAGGUGAGCCAGACCGGAUUCCACAGGUUCCCCCUCCUGCGUCCAGGCAUCAGCUGCUGGCUCAGGAUUGGCAUCUGCAGCUUUGAGUUUGCUUUCUCUUUCUCCUGUCACAGUGUUAGUUUAAGAAUGUGAGCUCUUAGUGACUAUUACAUGUGCUUCAAAAUUAAACAUGCUAAGUUUACAGGGGCACUCGGAAGCUGGCGGUGUUUUGCCAAAGGAUAGCCAUCUUUGCCAGAAACUGUGCUCGCCUAUAAAUGUGCCAGUGUCGGUAACACUAGAGUGACCUGCGAUUUGGUGCACAUGUAAGCAUCUCUUACUAGUGCCGACACCACAUAGCACUUGUGGUGGGAAAGAGAUGAUGCUGAAGGUAAAUUUGGUCUUUACCCACCGUGUGUAGAUGCAUUCAUGCAGGGCCCAAGGCUUCCGUAGUUCAGCACUCGUAAAUUCAGCCUGCAUUUGGGAUAAAAUACUUUUCAGUGAGAAAAGGAAUUCUGUUGUUGUCAGGUGUAAAUAUGAACAGUCCUUCAGAUCUGAUUUUGCUCACCUAAACCAUGCCACGUUCCUGGGCUGGGUGUCUGGUGAACCUGUGUCUGGCAGGUGCUGGCUGCCUGCCCCAAGUCCCAUGGCCCUGCUGCUGGAGGGCUGACUGACGUCUGGCAGUCUCACAGCUGGACGCAGAGUGAAGCCAAAGGAGGGAGGCGUUAGACCAGAGCUGGCGGGUGUGGCCUGUCCUUACCAGGCAGCAGGUCCCCAGCCCCCACCCGCGGGCCGGUGUGGUCUUCUUCACUCCCAUCCUUGUGGUUGCCAGGGGUUAUAGAGUGGGACAUCGCACAUUUCAAAUGGAUCUGGCUUCUCCGGAAAAAUCAGGGUGUGCCACCUUCCUCCAGUCCACGUGUCUGGCCCUGACCCCGGUUACUGUAUUUGGAGAUGGGGUCUUUAGGGGAGCUGUGGCCGGGCCCUAAUCUGACAGGCCUGGGGUGCUCCUUUCUCUCUCCCAGCACGCACAGAGCUAAGGCGGUGGACACAGUGCAACUGAAGCUGUCUGCAAGCCCAGAGGGGCCUCGCCAGACAGGGGCCUCCAGAACCGUGAGGAAAUACACUUCCCUCGUUUACGCCCCACUGUGGCGGUGUAGCAGCCCACGCUGACUGAGAACUGGCCAGCAAGGCAGGGAAGAACUUUUGUCAACUUAUGGAGCCCUUGCAACAGGGGAAGGGAAACAAGUCAUGGGGUGAGUCCCUGAGUGCGCCCCCUAAAGGGGCAAGGUGAGUGGGGUGCAGUCCCUGUGGGAUGUGAGGUGAAGCUGUGUCGCUUACUUGGUUCCUGGCUGUCACUGUUGAGUAGAAAGAAGCCCUAACGGAAAUGUAGCUGUGGCAGCCGAAGUGUUCGGAGGCCCGUGUCAGAGACUCACUGGUGAUCCUGUCCACAUGGGAGCAGACUGCCUGGCUGCCUGGCUCGUGAGUUGUGCAGUUGGUUGAAGCCCGGGCAGCCCAGUCUCCAGACCCCUGCUUUACCUACCACACUGUUCAUUUCUCCACUCCAGCAAAGCUCUCUCCCCGUUUUCCCCCUUGCAAGGCCACUCAGGAAGCGGAAGUGCCUUCUGUCCUGCCUUCUGUCAGUCCCAUGCCCGCCUAGUCCGGGGCCUUCCACCUCCCACCCUGGCUCCUGUUUGCCCCACAGGCCCCACCCUCCACGUCUCCCAAGUGCGCGCUUUGCCCCACGGUCCCGAGCGCAGUGCUUGGCUGCCAUUGGCCACCGCGCACACAGCCGUCUGGGCCCAAGGAAGACCCUGGUCUCCUGCCUGCUGAUGGCCACUGCCCACGUCCCCACCACUCCCCAGGCUGCCCUGGACCACGGACGCGGGGGACAGGGUGUGCAGGUUGGAGGUGGCCGCCCCUCUUUCCCGAGGGCCUUGCUGCCGGACGGCCCCUGGGUGGCUCAGCUUUUGCUUCCCAGCUGAGAUGAGCGUGAAGCGUGUGCCAGUUUAUGCUGUGUGCACGCCUGCCUCUCACCUCCCCAGGGAGAGUAUUGAUUCAUUUCUCCAAAUACUAAUUUAUGUCUUUCCUCUCUUCACAAUUCUCUUGGCAUUUGUAAGCGAUUUAUUUAUGUUUCCCUUUAAGCUUUCUCUUACAUCAAACCCACACAGAAGAGUCACGUAAAGGGUCCCGUUCCCCUCUUCCAGCUUCAGAAUCCUGCCUUCCGCUCAGUCUCCAUUCCUGUUCCAUGGAGUGUUUUAGAGUUCACAGUAUAUGUAUCACUUCAGCCAUAAAGACCCAUAUUCUCUUGUUUCUAAAGUUAUCUGUUUUUAUAGCUUUUUAUUUUGAAACAGUUUUACCUUUGCAGAAAAGUUGCAAAAACUACUUCGGCCAUCUUCCCUUCAUGGUGACAUCUUGCAUAGCCAUCGAAGAAUGACCCAAGUCAGGACAUUCACACAACACUUAGCAAACUGCAGACCUUGUUCCCGUUCUGCCAGUUGUCCUAGUGUUAACCUUCUUCUGGCGAGGACGCAAGCCAGGUCCCACGCUGCAUUUCAUUGCUGUGUGCUGAGUGUCCGGCUGUCCUCUGAGCAGAGACAGCUCCUCACCCUCCUGGUUCCUGGGCCCCUCACUCUGCUGACGAGAACUGGCCAGAUGCUGGGAAGAACGUCCCUCCAUCCCUCCGCUUGAGUUUGACGUCUUCUCCUUCACUGGCCCGCAGAGCUCAUUCAGAGCUAGAACUGGAGCUGGAACCGAAGUUCACGACGAGAAACGGACAGAACCGGUGUAGGUUGUGUGAGCAACCACAAAAACAGGCCCGCAUUGCUCCUCGAGUGCACACAGUGAUGGGCACAGCCCGCCUGGCCGGAGGCUCGUCCCCACGGCUGUCAUCCCCUUAGCCCUGCAGUGGUGGCCUUAGGAUGCACCUGUCUGCAGUGCUCAACGCCCUGCUCGUGUCGGUGCUGGCAGCCGUGCUGUGGAAGCAUGUUCGGCUGCGUGAGCAUGCAGCCAGCCUGGAGGAGGAGCUGGCCCUCGGCCACCAGGCCCUUGAGCCUGGGGCAGCGCUGCACAUCGACUACCCCAAGGCCCUGCAGAUCCUGACAGAGGGCGGCACGCACAUGGUGUGCACAGGCCGAACGCACACGGACCGUGUCUGCCGCUUCAAGUGGCUCUGCUACUCCAGCGAGGCUGAGGAGUUCGUCUUCUUCCACGGCAACUCCUCCGUCAUGCUGCCCAACCUGGGCGCCCGGCGCUUCCAACCGGCGCUGCUCGACCUGUCCACCGUGGAGGACCACAACACGCAGUACUUCAACUUCGUGGAGCUGCCCGCCGCCACCCUGCACUUCAUGCCCAAGCCUGUGUUUGUCCCCGAUGUGGCCCUUAUUGCCAACCGCUUCAACCCCGAGAACCUCAUGCACGUCUUCCACGAUGACCUGCUGCCCAUCUUCUACACACUGCGCCAGUUCCCAGGCCUGGCGCGUGAGGCCCGGCUCUUCUUCAUGGAGGGCUGGGCCGAGGGCGCCCACUUCGACCUCUACAGGCUGCUCAGCCCCAAGCCGCCCCUGCUGCGGGCCCAGCUCAAGACCCUUGGCCGCCUGCUCUGCUUCUCCCAUGCCUUCGUGGGUCUCUCCAAGGUCACCACCUGGUACCAGUAUGGCUUCAUGCAGCCGCAGGGCCCCAAGGCCAACAUCCUCGUGUCUGGCCACGAGAUCCGGCAGUUCGCGCGCUUCAUGACAGAGAAGCUGAAUGUGAGCCACGCCAGGGCCCCGCUGGCCGAGGAGUACAUUCUGGUCUUCAGCCGCACCCACAACAGACUCAUCCUGAAUGAGGCCGAGCUGCUGCUGGCGCUGGCCCAGGAGUUCCAGAUGAAGACGGUGACGGUGUCCCUGGAGGAGCACGCCUUUGCGGACAUCGUGCGGCUGGUCAGCAACGCCUCCAUGCUGGUCAGCAUGCAUGGGGCGCAGCUGGUCACCGCGCUCUUCCUGCCCCGAGGCGCGGCCGUGGUGGAGCUCUUCCCCUACGCUGUCAACCCCGACCACUACACGCCCUAUAAGACUCUGGCCACGCUGCCCGGCAUGGACCUGCAGUAUGUCGCCUGGCGGAACCUCAUCCCGGAGAACACAGUCACGCACCCCGAGCGGGCCUGGGACCAGGGUGGCAUCGCACACCUGGACCGCGCUGAGCAGGCCCGCAUCCGGCAGAGCCGCGAGGUCCCACAGCAUCUCUGCUGCCGGAACCCCGAGUGGCUGUUCCGCAUCUACCAGGACACCAGGGUGGACAUCCCGUCCCUCCUGCAGGCCAUCCGGCGUGUGGUGAAGGGCCGGCCAGGGGCGCGGAGGCAGAAGUGGGCGGUCGGUCUGUUCCCUGGCAAGGUGCGGGAUGCACGGUGCCAGGCAGCGGUGCAGGGUGCCUCCGAGGCCCGGCUCAGCGUGUCGUGGCAGAUACCCUGGAACCUCAGGUUCCUGAAGGUGCGGGAGGUGAGGUACGAGGUGUGGCUGCAGGAGCAGGGUGAGAACACCUACGUGCCCUACAUCCUGGCGCUGCAGAACCAUACCUUCACUGAGAACAUCAAGCCCUUCACCACCUACCUGGUGUGGGUCCGCUGCAUCUUCAACAAGAUGCUGCCCGGGCCCUUUGCAGACGUGCUGGUGUGCACCACGUAGCAGGCAGGCUGUGCCGGGCAGGGGGCCCCGGGCCUGUGACCCGCCCAGGUCCGGGCCUGCGGGGGUGACUGCAGUGAUUGGUUAGUUUAUUGAGCAGACUGCCCCGCACCCUGUUGUCUCCCCGCCAGAUCCCUCCUCUGUCCUGGUUGUCCGUAAGGAGAGCUCCUUAGCAGGAGGAGGGCGUGAGAAGGAGGGGAGUGAGAACCCAGGACCCGCUGUGGCUCAGUGACCUCGCUCUUUCCUACCAAGUCCUGGGGUUGGGGUUCAGGCCCCCGGGAGCCGUGUGAUCGCAUGGUUGGCAGUUGCUGUGGUCACGAGGUUCACCAGUGGCCCAGUGGCAGUGUGUCCAGAGCAGUCAGUAAGCGAUGGUGAAGGCCUCUGUCGAGUGUCCUCGCUGGGCCAAAGGAAAGUGUCAAGGUGGGUGCUCUGCCACCUGUCGUCCGAUGGUCUCCUGAGGAGGUCGUGGAGCGGCGGGCUGCGCUGCUCCAUCCCCAGCCCUGUGAGGUAGAAGCUGGAGUGGGUGGGAGAGCGUGUGGGGAGGAAGAGGCAUCCCCGGGGCCUUCCCUCGGGCUCAGCCAGAUCCUCAGGCCCAACACCUGGGCAUACUGUCCCUGCUGGCAGGUUCCCCUGAAGCUUCGGGGCCCCUGAGGGCCUCUUCUCCCGGGGACUGCUCACGUGGGACGAAUGCCAUCCUCUUCAGCAGCUGCAUGGCCGCCUUGGCUCAGGGGCCCCGCAGGUCCCAGUCCCUUCAGAGCCCACGGUCACAGCCCCAGUGCCCAGCGCUGCUGAGCUGAGGGGCCACAGCGGUGGCUUCUCAGCCCAUGCAGCCCAGCUGCCGCUCACCGUCCUGAGUCCUUCUUCCCUCAGCAGCUCCCCAGCCCUGCCCCUGACGUCCAGGAAGUCUGGCUCCAAGGUAAGAGGGCACUGUUCAGAUCAUCCUGGGAGGAGGAGACUGUGCAGGAAGAAGGGCAGAGGUGUGGCUGACCAGAAAGAGCCCCAGUCUGUGGCUCUGUGCAGAGAAGGCACCUCCAGCCUUGGGUUCCUGGGCCAAAGCUGUCUUCUGUGGUGUUCCUGCUGCCCAGUCACUGGUCCAUGGCUCAUCUUCAUGGGUGCCAUGUGCCUUUCCCUGACCGUGGCCUCCAUCUGCCACUGUCCCAGCUCCCACGUGAGUCCACACACAAGACCUAACUCAGAGCCAGAAGUCUGGACAUGGAUGGGGGAGGCAGCCACAUACUAGUUCAUCUGUAAAUUUGAUAUAAUCCCAGUCAAACCACCAAAGGGAUUUGGAGGGCAGUGGGAGAGGAAAGCUUGAUUCCUGUCAUAUUUCAGAAUGCACAGAAGUCGCAGAGAAAAAAGGAUGGAAAGAUGGGAGCUGGUCCUACCGUAUAACAAAAAAAUAAAGGAACUCAUUAAAACAGUGUCA
Messenger RNA from Heterocephalus glaber (naked mole-rat), 7477 nucleotides. The record is from RefSeq and is a predicted model, not a curated record. NCBI's taxonomy places the organism in Eukaryota, Metazoa, Chordata, Mammalia, Rodentia, Bathyergidae.